GUAGAAUCAGGGUGGAAAAAAAAAGGAAGAGUAGAUAUGAACCAUUUCUCUUAUACAGUCUAGCAAAAUUAAUACUAUUUUGUUGUGUGCGCAAUAUUCACUAGCAUACUAGCAUGGGUUCUGUUAUAAACGACGACGAUGUUUCACCGAUCCCACAGGUUCGGGCCGUAGUAUCAAACGACGAUGACCCGAACCAACCAGUAUGGACGUUUAGAAUGUGGACAUUGGGGAUUUUAUCGGUAGUGUUGCUUUCGUACCUGAACACAUUUUUCCAAUACCGAACUCAACCUUUAUUGGUGACGAUGAUAUCGGUGCAAGUUGCAACGCUUCCUAUUGGUCGAUUCAUGGAAAAGGUGCUUCCGACGAAAAAGUUUCGGAUCAUUGGAUUUGGGGAGAGAGAGUUUUCAUUGAAUCCUGGUCCUUUUAACAUGAAAGAGCAUGCGCUUAUUUCAAUAUUUGGUAACGCUGGUGCUGCGUUUGGGAAUGGUUCUGCUUAUGCUAUUGGUAUUAUUAAUAUUAUUCGUGUUUUUUACCAUCGGAAGAUUACAUUUCUUGUUAGUUGGCUUCUUGUCUUGACUACGCAGGUAUUGGGGUAUGGAUGGGCGGGGAUAAUGAAGAAAUACGUGGUGGAGCCGGCAGAGAUGUGGUGGCCAGCCACUCUAAUGCAAGUCUCUCUGUUUAGGGCUUUACAUGAAAAAGAUGAGAAUCGAAUGUCAAGAGAGAAGUUCUUUUUUAUUGCAUUUAUUUGUAGUUUUGCAUGGUAUGUGAUUCCAGGCUACCUCUUUGCCACAUUAUCAAUUAUUUCAUGGGUUUGUUGGAUAUUCCCAAAUUCAGUAAAAGCCCAACAAAUUGGAUCUGGAAAGCUUGGGCUUGGUUUGGGCUCAUUUUCUCUUGACUGGACCACUAUUGCUGCAUUCCUUGGGAAUCCACUUGUUACUCCCAUUUUUGCAACAAUUAAUAUCCUUGUUGGUUACAUUUUAUUAAUCUACAUGCUUAUUCCUAUGUCUUAUUGGGGAUUAAAUCUCUAUAAUGCCAAAACCUUCCCAAUAUUCUCUUCUAAGCUAUUCACUGCACAAGGUGAGGAAUAUAAUGUGACAGCUAUUGUGAAUGAUAAAUUUGAGAUAGAUAUGGAUGCAUAUCUUAAACAAGGUCACAUCAAUUUGAGUAUCUUCUUUUCUGUUAGCUAUGGUCUUGGCUUUGCUGCCAUUAUUUCCUCCCUCACUCAUGUUGCCGUUUUUAAUGGAAAGGAGAUAUAUGGUCAAUUUCGUUCUUCUCGAACCGGAAAAGAAGACAUUCACACAAGAAUGAUGAAGAAGUAUAAGGACAUACCUAAUUGGUGGUUUCAUGUUACACUUUUGUCCUCAUUUCUCAUUGCACUUUCAUUGUGUAUAUUCAUGAAAGAACAAAUACAAAUGCCAUGGUGGGCUCUCAUCUUUGCAUCAGGACUUGCACUCAUUUUUACUCUCCCCGUUAGUAUCAUAACUGCCACUACUAAUCAGACUCCGGGUUUGAAUAUUAUCACUGAAUACAUAAUGGGUGUGAUUUCGCCUGGAUUACCAAUAGCCAACGUUUGCUUCAAGACUUACGGAUAUAUGAGUAUGUCUCAGGCCAUUUCUUUUCUAUCUGAUUUCAAACUAGGUCACUACAUGAAGAUUCCACCAAGGUCAAUGUUCAUAGUUCAGAUUAUAGGGACUCUUAUAGCUGGAACUGUGGAUGUUGGUGUGGCAUGGUGGUUGCUAGGUUCAAUAGAGAACAUAUGCCACGAAGAACUACUACCACCUGGUAGUCCAUGGACAUGCCCAGGUGAUAAUGUGUUCUUCGAUGCAUCCGUUAUAUGGGGUUUGGUCGGCCCAAAAAGAAUUUUUGGCCCCCUAGGAAACUACUCAACGUUGAAUUGGUUCUUCUUAUUUGGAGCAUUAGGCCCAUUAAUUGUAUGGGCCCUUAUGAAAGCCUUUCCAAAUAAAAAAUGGUUAUCACAUAUUCACCUUCCUGUUAUACUUGGAGCAACUGCAGUAAUGCCACCAGCUAGCACAGUGAAUUUCAAUUCAUGGCUUAUUGUUGCAAUUACAUUUAACUAUUUUGUGUAUAAAUAUUAUAAGAAAUGGUGGGAAAGGUACAAUUAUGUUCUUGCUGCUGGUUUAGAUGCUGGAUUGGCUUUCAUGACUACUCUUCUAUUUUUUACUGUUAGUAAUGGAGGAAUAAAGUUGAACUGGUGGGGUCAAGAUGAGCAUUGUCCUCUUGCAAAUUGUCCUACUGCUAAAGGAGGAAUAGCUGCUGAUGGUUGUCCUGCAUUUUCAUAAUUUUUAAUUUAUAUGACUUUCUUAUAUAUUUCAUUUAUUUAGUUUAUGUUCUUCAACUUUUCUUAUGAUGAUGAAGUUUGGAUUCAUACUUAAUUGUGGGAAUAUGUACCUGCAUUGCAUUAACUUUAAGUUGUUUAAAGUUUGUGUUGUUUCAAUUUUUUUUUUUUUUUUUGUCUUUUCAAUUUGAGUUACUAGCAAUUUAUUACUAUAUUUUAGUGAGGUGGUCUAAUGUUGAUAAUGAGUACUAGUAUAAAGUAUAUAUAAAAAAAAAAAAGGUAAGAGAAUAAAGAGGUUCAUUUUACAAAGUCAAUAUCAGUUGACUUUUUAGAGAAUGGAGUAAAGCAGAGAAUGUACUUUAAAAGUGUAUUGUUAGUAUUUAUUAGUAUAAAAUUCUCAAUCCAUUCUUUGAUAUAAUUUCAUUUAUUUAGUUUCUUUCUUCAAUUUUUAUGAUGAGGAUGAAAUUUGGAUUCAUACUUAAUUGUGAGAAUAUGUGCUUGAUUAGAAUAUGUGCCUUCAUAUUUAUUCA
Molecule: messenger RNA, 2826 nt
Organism: Trifolium pratense (red clover)
Lineage: Eukaryota; Viridiplantae; Streptophyta; Magnoliopsida; Fabales; Fabaceae
Product: oligopeptide transporter 2-like
Exons: 6
Coding region: 114-2300 (728 amino acids)
Biological process (GO): transmembrane transport
Molecular function (GO): oligopeptide transmembrane transporter activity
Source: RefSeq, a predicted model, not a curated record